Molecule: messenger RNA, 1152 nt
Organism: Anolis sagrei ordinatus
Lineage: Eukaryota; Metazoa; Chordata; Lepidosauria; Squamata; Anolidae
Gene: TSFM
Product: Ts translation elongation factor, mitochondrial
Biological process (GO): mitochondrial translational elongation
Cellular component (GO): mitochondrial matrix
Molecular function (GO): translation elongation factor activity; protein binding
Source: RefSeq, a predicted model, not a curated record
AGAAGGUUGUGACGUCUAAUACAAGCGACUCCAUGAGGCAGAAGAUGGCUGCUCUUGGCAGGGUGCUGGUCUUCCCUCAGAAAAGAAAUACUCCAGUAGGACAGUUUCUUGGUGAACAUCUUGCCCGUUUUCUUCAUACUGGCCUUCCAGUACUAGCAGCAAAAGAGCUUCUGGUGAAGCUUAGGAAGAAAACUGGUUACUCAUAUGUAAACUGUAAGAAAGCCUUGGAGAAAUUUGAUGAUGAUCUUAAAGAGGCUGAAAUCUGGCUUCAUGAACAAGCCCAAAAGGAGGGCUGGAGCAAAGCUUCCAAACUGCAAGGGAGGAAGACGAAGGAAGGGCUGAUAGGGCUGCUACAGGAGGCAAACUCGGCGGUGAUGGUGGAGGUAAACUGUGAAACAGACUUUGUGGCCCGAAAUGCCAGGUUUCAACACCUUGUUCAACAAGCAGCAAUUGGAACAAUGAACCAUUAUCAGGGGACCAUGAACCAAUUAAACACAUAUGCAAAGUGUUUCUUAAAUUCGAAUGAGCUUUCUCAGCUGAGGAUUGGGCCAGAUGGAUCCUUACUUAGCGACCAGCUCGCUUUGUCUAUUGGCAAACUGGGUGAGAACAUGAUUAUUAAGAGGGCAGUGUGGGUGUCGGUGCCAGAGAACAACUUCAUCGGCUCUUACGUACACGGAGCUCCCCCAGAAGGAAAUCCUCUGCUGCCUCAUACAAUGUUGGGCAAAUAUGGUGCCUUGGUGGUCUGUAGCCCCUCUGAGCAAUGCCCCAAGUCAGACUUUCCUGAGCUCGGCUGGAGGCUGGGCCAGCAUGUGGUGGGCAUGGCUCCCCUCUCUGUCGGCUCUCUGGAGGAUGAACUCGGGGGAGAGUCUGAAACAAAGAUGCUUUCCCAGCCCUUCCUCCUGGACCCCACAAUUUCCUUGGGACAGUAUAUUCAGCCCAGAGGCGUAUCUGUGCUGGACUUCGUGAGGUUUGAAUGUGGAGAAGAUACAGAAUCAUUGGAGUCAGAAUAGGCCAUUUUUUCCACUGAAAAAGUGAACUGUUCCCUCUUCCACUUGAGUCCUGGUGUGGUUAACAGAUGUGGCUGGUAACAAAUGAAUUGUUAUAUUGGUUGUCUAGAGGAGUCAACCAGCAAAUAUAAAAUCUCUUUUCCAA